Messenger RNA from Arvicola amphibius (Eurasian water vole), 2383 nucleotides. It is a transcript of the gene Wtip, whose product is annotated as WT1 interacting protein. The record is from RefSeq and is a predicted model, not a curated record. Gene Ontology annotation, molecular function: transcription corepressor activity. NCBI's taxonomy places the organism in Eukaryota, Metazoa, Chordata, Mammalia, Rodentia, Cricetidae. Gene Ontology annotation, biological process: positive regulation of miRNA-mediated gene silencing; cytoskeleton organization; regulation of DNA-templated transcription. The coding region runs from base 1 to 1194 and encodes 397 amino acids. The transcript has 8 exons. Gene Ontology annotation, cellular component: nucleus; transcription regulator complex; adherens junction.
AUGCAGCGCUCGCGGACGGCCGCGGACGACGCGGCUCUGCUCCUGGCCGGGCUGGGCCUGCGCGAGCCGGAGCCGACCGCCGACUCCCCGGGGCGCGUGCGGCGCGGGCCUCGGGCCGCCGACGAGGCGGCGCCCGCGGCGGGCCGCAGAGUCAAGGGCGGCGGCGGCGGCGGCCUCGAGGCCGCGCCCGACGUCCCCAGCCGCCCCGAGCGAGGCCCGCGCGCCAGCCUGGCGGGUUCGGACGGCGGCAGCGCGCGCUCCAGCGGCAUCAGCCUGGGCUACGACCAGCGCCACGGCCUCGGUCCCGGGCCGCCGUCGGGGGGCAGCGCGCGCUCCAGCGUAUCCAGCCUGGGCUCCCGCGGCUCAGCGGGCGCCUAUGCCGACCUGCUGCUGCCCGGCGUCGGCCCCGCGCCCGCCCGCUCUCCGGAGCCCGCCCCGUUCCCGUUGCCGUCGCUGCCGCUACCCCCGGGCCGGGACGGUGGCCCGAGCGCGGCCGAGCGGCGGCUGGAGGCGCUCACGCGGGAGCUGGAGCGCGCGCUUGAGGCGCGCACGGCGCGAGACUACUUCGGCAUUUGUAUCAAGUGUGGGCUUGGCAUCUACGGAGCGAGGCAGGCGUGCCAGGCCAUGGGGAGCCUGUAUCACACCGACUGCUUCAUCUGUGACUCCUGUGGGAGACGACUCCGCGGGAAGGCCUUCUAUAACGUGGGUGAGAAAGUGUACUGCCAGGAGGACUUCCUGUACUCCGGGUUCCAGCAAACUGCUGACAAGUGCAGCGUGUGUGGACAUCUUAUCAUGGAGAUGAUCCUACAGGCCCUUGGCAAGUCCUACCACCCGGGUUGCUUCCGCUGCUCAGUGUGUAACGAGUGUCUGGAUGGUGUUCCCUUCACCGUGGACGUGGAGAACAACAUCUACUGCGUUAGAGACUACCACACGGUGUUUGCUCCAAAAUGUGCUUCCUGUGCCCGCCCUAUCCUCCCUGCCCAGGGCUGUGAGACAACCAUUCGUGUGGUGUCCAUGGACAGAGACUACCACGUGGAGUGUUACCACUGUGAGGAUUGCGGGCUCCAGCUGAGCGGGGAGGAAGGACGCCGCUGCUACCCCCUGGAGGGGCAUCUGCUCUGCCGCCGGUGCCACCUGAGGCGCCUUGGACAGGGCCCGCUCCCCUCGCCGGCUGUGCAUGUGACUGAGCUCUGAGAAGCAGCCAUCCGGAGAGAAGGGUGACCCACGCUCCUGUCUUCUCCCUUCCACCGAGCUGCUGUCCCUUCCGCAGGGGCCGGACCCCCGCGACAAAUAAGCGACUUCUAUUUAUUCACCUUCCGUGCCUCAAGCCACUUCCCCUGCUGGGUUCCGGGACACCUGCACCCUGCAGCCUUGGGAUAGGCCACCUUCCUCCUCCUGGCCUCAGCUCCCAGAGGCAGGGCCUUGGUGCCAUGGGGGAAGGGUGCCUUAUUUGUGUGCGAUCACAGCCAGGGCAGUGACACCUGGGAAACACCAGGUUUGGCCUUGAUGGGUAUUUUCAGCCACAGGUCUCUGCCUCUCUGGAUCCCGGCAGGGGUGGUGCCUUUCUAGCAUCCUCAACCUCAGAAGACCCUGAACGAAUCCCAGGCACAGAGAGCGAGCCCACCAGAGCUCCCUGCGACUCCGGGGAGCAUCUGUGCACACUGUAUCCGGCUCUACCACAAAACCAUGUGAUUUGACUUAAAUUAAGUUCCUCUCCAGAGGAUGUUUUCAUUUUCUUUAAAAGAAUAUAGUUUUCUUCUAAAAACUUGGACCAAGUUGGGUGUUAUCUUAGUCACAGCAGAUUCAUGAUCGCACAUGGCCUGUACCACGUAGCUAGAGUUGCGAUGUUAAGGACACGGCCUGUACCACGGCGGUAAGGACACGGCCUGUACCACGUAGCUAGAGUGGCGGUGUUAAGGACAUUUGUAGUUUUAACUAUUUUUCCAUGAGUUCUAGAAUGUCGCCACAUCUGCUUCAGAUUUCAGUGUGGCGUGGAGUGUCAGCAUCUUAGGGAAAGGGACCUCGUGAGCUUCAGGCAGGGCAGAUGUAAAUUAGAUUUUCUUUGGAGAGAGAGUACUUCCUGGGUACUCUGAAGUACUGGCAAGAUUUUGAGGCUGGUUAAUGAAGACAUUGAACCUAUGCUUGUGCGACCCUGGCCAGAAUCCUUUGUUGCCAGUGCUGGGUGUGGCGUGGCUUUGGUUUUGUUAAUUGUUUAUUUCGAGUCAGGGUCUCCCUUUGUGGUAACCCAGGCUGGCCUUGAAUCUCCGAGCCUCCUUCAUGAACCUCUGGACCAAUGUUUGUGAAAGCUUUGGCAGAACUGAGCACUACUGUUGCCAGGGAAACUGAGACUUCCCUUUUAGGGUUCUUCAUCUCAAUUUAAAAG